GCGCACGUGGCCCUGUAGCCGCAGUCACAUGACUGUGAAUAUUUCCUGAAUUCUGUUGGUUCUCAGGAUGCGAUAAAGCGGCGCUGUAUCUAUUGAUAAAUCUUGUAAAACUGCGGUUCAGCAGCGCGAGAUUAGGCCGCAGCGUCUCCAGCACUAAUAGAGGGGGUUAAACCCAGCCUGUAGAAGCGGAGAGCCGAGCUGAGCCGAGCCCGGGAGACUCUCCUUAGCUGGGCUUGUUUACAGGGUUUGUUCGCAGCGCCGCUCGAGAACAAAAUCAAACGACGAGCUAUAAAGCCGCGGUGUGGAUUAAUAGAUCAGGGUUUAAUCUGAUACUGUUUAACCUGGUACUCUGGAGAGAUCAACGGGAGUAGUAAAAACUCGCACGGGUUUAGAAAUAAGUCCCACAGGACUGUCAGUCAGUUAACACUAGCUUAUCAGCUAAUAUCCGAGUCUCCACCACAACACAGACAUGUCAAAGUACACGAGCUUCCCGGAGCCGAGCGACGACCACAACCCCUUCCAGGACCCUUCAGUCACACAGCACAGCAGCAACACGGACUACCCAACUCUAGACCUCUACAACCCGUUCGACACCAGGACUGCUGGGCCUCCACCUCCUUAUGAUGCCACACCUCCACCGGCUCAGACUCCGCCCAGCAGAACCACUCCUACAGAACCCAGAAAUUAUGGGUCCUACGGCACGCAGCAAGCUGCAGUAAGUGCCACUACUGCGGACCUCCUGAGGAAGCAGGAGGAGCUGGAGAGGAAAGCGAAGGAGCUGGAGAGGAGGGAGAGAGAGCUAGACUCGCAGUCCCGCAGCACUGGAUCCUCUCGUCAGAAUAAUUGGCCUCCUUUGCCGUCUUUCUGCCCGGUGGGACCCUGUUUCUACCAGGACAUUAAUGUGGAGAUCAGCCAAGCAUUCCAGCGCACGGUCACCAUCAUGUACUACUUCUGGAUGUUUACGGCCUCUGUUCUGGCCUUUAACUUGAUAUCCUGCCUGUCUCUAUUCUGUGUGGAUCCCAGUGGCGGAGUGGGCCUGGGUCUGGCUAUCCUCUGGAUUCUGCUUUUUACUCCGUGUUCAUUUGUCUGUUGGUACAGGCCUGUGUACAAAGCCUUCAGGAGUGACAGUUCUUUCAACUUCUUUGCAUUCUUCUUCAUCUUCUUUGCUCAAGUGGUUGUGUAUGUCAUCAUGACCAUUGGAAUCCCAGGAUGGGGCUUCAGUGGGUGGAUAGUGGGUCUCUAUGCACUGAAGAAAAAUGUUGCGGUUGGAGUGAUCAUGCUGCUGAAUGCUGUGCUCUUCACUGCCCAGGCUGCCAUGGGAGUGGUCAUGCUGAAGAAGGUCCACUCUAUGUACAGGCAGACUGAUGCCAGUUUCCAGAAGGCCCAGGCUGAGUUUGCCACUGAAGUAUUUUCCAAUCAGACAGUGCGUCAGGCUGCUGCGAGCGCCACGGCUUCAGCAGCACAGGGGGCUUUCACAGGAGCCCGGUAGAGUAAAGGAAGAGGAGGGAGAAUUUGGGGGUGGGUAAUGGGGAAGUUGAGGAUGAAGCUGGAAAACAACAGGUACAGCCAACUGAGAAUGUGGUAAAUUCAUAUUGAUAAAAUUCAUGGUCCAGAUCUGUUUCAAACAGAUGCCUGUAGGUAUACCGAUAGACUAAGCCCUUCUUGCUUGUGUUAGAGAUAUAGAGAUAUAGUGUGUCAGAGUAAAGUUUAAUAACUGGAAACUGUCACUUUAAUAGCUUUAAUAGCCACGCUGGACUGUUAAACAUUCAACUGUUAUUUUCAAUAUACUGGGUGGACGGUUUAGGGAACUAUGUCUAUGUGAUGGUGUUUCCCUUGAUAACAUUCUUAUGGGUUAUAAAAUUCAAAUAAGCAGAUUAAACUGAUGUACCACUAUGUUAUAACAGUUUGUACCAAUUUAAUUGGCCUGGUAAUGUUGCCUGAAUGGCAGAGCUGUUCUUGGCCACAUAGAUAUGGUAAAGAGUUGUUUAAUGGCCAUAAAGCAGAUACCCUGUAUUGCUUAUGUAUUGUAAUGCCCUUUCAGUGGUUCGGGGGCAUUGGUUGUUAACCAAUAAGAAAAAGUGACGCUGUUGAUAAAAGCAUGGGAAAAGAACUACAUAUUAUCAUAAUUUAGAAUCACAGUUCAGCUCCAUGAUUAUGCCAUCAUGGUGGAUGCCACCACCGAGAUCCAGAUCAUGAGUUGAGAAAGAGCACUGAGUGUAAACUUGAGCUGAAGAGUUCACACAAACAAAUGACUACUGGUAACAGAAAUAGAUCUGCAGUGUGGAGUGUAGCCUACAGCACUCAAAUUGCAGCUAAAGGAAAUGUACCAAGAAAGACUGCGCAACUCAUAAUGUGUAAAUAUAUCAAAUAUCAUCAAUGUCAUGCUAAAAAAAAUUUGUAUCUCCAAAAUAGCAACUUUACAAAAAAAAAAAAAAAAAAAACAUUCUUUACUUUCAAGGGAAGUUUAAAUAUGGCGAUUUUCUUGUAUUUAGUCAUUUCUGAGCCUUUCAAUUGGUCCCUUCACCAUAAAAUUGGUCAAAAAUAGGAAAAAUGUGCAUAACAGCUGCCAGGUUCACAUUAUGUUAAAAGUGAAAAAGCGCAAAAACGGAGAUAUGCAAGUUUUGUGCAUGACUUUGAUGAUCAGUUUUUAAAGCUGCAUUCUGUAAAAUGUAACCAUUUUGCUAAUUAAUGACUAUACUCUAUGGCCUAAAUUAUCUUAGAGUAUACAAGUGGGGAAAAAAAAAAAACUUAACAGUGGGUUCUGGUAUUUUUUUUUCCUUUUCAAAUAAUACACUGUGCAUCUUUUACAUUUGUUAAUAAAAAACAAAUGGCCAAGUCUAACUGAAGACUGCUGGCAUUAUGCCUCGCUUCUGCAACUGACAUUUAGCCUUAUGUUUGCCAAAUGAUUUGUGAUGCUGUGCCAGAUACAGUGUCUGGUUUAAAGACCUGAAAAGUCAUUGGAAUUACUUUUUUUUUUAAAUAUGCCUUGCAUGAAAGACUUAUGUGAUUUGUGGCUACCUUUUGAAGGCAUUUCUAAAUGCCAAAGAUAAAUCCUUCAAAUACUUUUGCCAAGAAAGUGUGCCAUUUUUUUGCUUACUGUCCUUAAAGGGAUAUACAAGUAAAUUUCAUGUAGAGUCAAAUGCAAACUUUUGGGCACCUCUUCUGGAAAUUACAUUUUGUUGAUUUAUCAAACUGUAUAUAAAUGCACCAAUCCUAAAUAUCAUAUUUCUCUGCACAUUUUUAGACACAAUUACUAGUUAGUGGCUGAAUGAAAAGUGCCAUUAUGUUUGUACAUGUAGUAAAAAUCGAGUAAUUGUGCAUUCAAAUGUGUAGAAUUGUACAAUCUAGUACUUAACAGUAACAAACUGGCCUUGAUUUACCACAAUGUAGCAUAAGUGGAACUGUUCCAGACCGAUCCAGGCCACAAACAAAGCAAACUGCCAUCAGUCUAGCACCCAGGCUCCUGUUCAUAUAUUCAAGUAUAUAUUUAUGUCAACUUUAUAAGCACUAAUGUUUUCUGUCCUUUGUUAACUUCAGCAGAGAAUGCCAAUCUUAAGAUUUUGCCUAUUGCCAAAUGUAUAUCUCCAAAUAAGUAUUAUUUUGGGUGUUUUUGAUAUUGGUUGUAGCUGUAGGCUAUGUUCUUGUCUUGUUUGUCAUGCGGUUAAUUUGUUUUAAUAAAAAAUUAAUGACUAUGCCUCUAGA
Astyanax mexicanus (Mexican tetra) is the source of this 3702-nucleotide messenger RNA. RefSeq names its product secretory carrier membrane protein 3 (gene scamp3). Gene Ontology annotation, biological process: protein transport. The transcript is spliced from 9 exons. Lineage: Eukaryota; Metazoa; Chordata; Actinopteri; Characiformes; Acestrorhamphidae. The coding region runs from base 470 to 1489 and encodes 339 amino acids. The record is from RefSeq and is a predicted model, not a curated record. Gene Ontology annotation, cellular component: recycling endosome membrane; trans-Golgi network membrane.